AUGAAUACAGGCUUCAGUAAUGAACUACAACAAUUACAAAUGGAGCUUCGUGCUCAAAAUUUUGAUAUUAUCCGUUUUUCUACUUAUCGAACGGCGUGUAAAUUACGUUUUAUACAAAAGAAGCUCAACUUCCAUCUUCUCGAUUUAUUAAAUGUCAUUGAAUCUCUUCGAGAAUGCUUAACAUGGCCAUCAUCAGAAAUCAGUUCAAACAGUUUAUCCCCUACAAAUCGCCGUACACCAACACCAAUACAAUCAUCAUUAUCAAAUCAUGAUCAAUUUCUUUCUAUAAAUCGUUUAACAACGUUUCUAACAUCAAUUUACACAAAUUUAAAUAAACGUCUCCCAUCUUCACAACAAAUUCUUCAUAUUGAUAAUUGUGUUCAUUCAGCUAUUGCUUGGUUUUUGUACGUUUAUAAUAAUAAUAAUAAUAAUGAUAUAACAAAUAAUGUUUCCAUACGUUUUAAUUCAUUUCGUGUCGUACUCGUACUUUUAUGUACAGGAAAAUUGGUUGAUAAAAUGCGUCAUUUAUUUACUUCAUAUUUAUCACCAUCCAUGAAUGCAAUGACUUAUGGACAAAUUGAUGAGCUUUUACAUGAGAUUCUUGCAUUACCUUAUGCCUUACAAGAAAUUUCAUAUGCCACAUAUCGUUCAAAUAAUGCACAAUUAAUGUUUUCACAUUUAUCUUCACCAUUAGUUAAUGUUGAAGAUUUUCUUGAUACAUUAAUCUAUAAUGAUACAACACCAAAUUGUUUACAAUGGUUGAUUAUAUUCCAUCGUUUAAUCAGCGUUGAAAAUGUUAUUCAUCGCGUUAAAUGUUCAGCAUGUCAACGAGCAUCGUUUUCUGGUUUUCGUUAUAAAUGUCAACAAUGUCAUGAUAGAGCAUAUCAAUUAUGUCAAGAUUGUUUUUGGCGUGGAAGAGUAUCCGAUCAACAUUUACCAACACAUGAAAUGAAAGAAUAUACAUUUUUUACAUCGCCUGUUAAAGAGUUUCGCCAAUCGAUUCGAAGUGACAUCAAAUCAUUUCAAUGUAUGCCAAAAAGUGAAGAUCGUCGUUCCCAUUUGGCUUCGGCACCGUCUCCACGUUUUUUUUCAUGGAAAUCUCGUAACAGUAGUACAAAACGACAUCAACAGCUAGUAAAACAACAACAACAACAACAACAACAACAACAACAACAACAACAACAACAACAACAACAAAAACAACAACAACAACAACAACAACAACAACAACAACAACAAACAUCAAUAUCAAUCUCAUCACCAUCAAGUCCAUUAAUGAUGGAAAAAGAACAGAUAUCAUCAUGUUCAUCGCCACAGCUAGUUCGUCUUAGUACACCAAAACCAAUCAAUCACGAUGAACAACGAUCAUUAGUAGCACCAAAAACUGAUAUUAAAAAAAUUGACGAAAAUGGAAAUGAAUCUGAUAUGGAUGAACAUGUACAGAUUGCAUAUUAUGCUCAACAAUUAGCAUCUAUUGUUGAAAAACAAAAACAGAAUCCAACGGGCAUUCAACCACCAAUUAGAUUUUCUUCAUGUCCCAUGAAUUUACAAAACAAUAAUCAAUAUUAUUCACGAAUGAUGACAACAACGCCAUCAACGAUGGUACCCAUGUCAUCUAUUCGAUCAAUGCAAAUGGAUCAUCAGAGUUCAGAAAAACGUUUAAUUAUUUCCAAACUUGAAGCUAAAAACAGACGUAUCCUUCGUGAAAUUAAUACAUUACGAACACAACUUAAGCGUCGUAAUUCACUUGAUUAUGCUAAUGCCAAUUUACCAAAUGAUUCGCAUGCAUACAGUGAUACCGAUGCUUGUACAACUGGUCUUUAUCCAUCAUCAUCUGGCCUUUCAUCGUCCAUGAAUCGGCUUGAACAACGUUAUACUCAAACUUUGCCACAUCAGCGUACUAGUCCUCCUCAUGACUCAUCAUCUUAUCAGCACUAUCAACAAACUCAAUCAACACGUAGCCGUAUUCAUCAGAUGAGACGUGCUGGUUCAACCGAAACAAAUCCAUAUUUAGAACAUGAAUUACAAACAUUACUAUCACGUAAACAUCAAUUAGAAUCACGUAUUGAUCAUUUACAGCAAAGCCGUGAAGAAUUGACAACACAAUUAGAUACACUCGGCAAAAUUCUACGCUAUUCACCACAUACACAACGAUCAACAACAGCUAGUCCACAUGGUCGUUUAAGUGUUUCACCAUCACGAAUGGUUUAUCAUACAACAGGAAAUACUUCGAAUGCAAGAAAAAUGAAUUCAAAUGUUUCAUUUCGAAGUUAUUCAACGCCACCAACACCUCUUCAUGAUGUAUUAACACCUACUGAAACAAGUAUCAAUGAGCCAACAUCGAUCAGUAACCAUACGAAAUCUCUGAGAACUGAUCUUCUUAUAGCAGCUGAUUCCUUAACAUCAGCCAUGUCAUCUCUUGUUCAACAAUUAAAUACUGAAAGUUCCGAAUCUCUUUCCAUAAUAAUCGAUAACAAUCUUAAUAUAGAGCAUAGAAAUGGUUAUAGUUCAACAAAUGAUAAUAAAACGAAUCACAGCGAUGCACUACUUCCAAAAACUUCAAUAGCUACUAGUAAUAAUACUACCACUGCGAAGAAGAAAGAUAUUAUUGAAAAUGAUAGUGGGAGCCGAACAGAUGAAGAAUCACUUUUAACAUCUGAUGAUGACGACGAUGAACGGCAUGAAGAACGAACAACAGAUGAUGAUCUUUUAAGAACAACCGAUGACGAUGAUGCUGCUGGUGGAAUCGCUCAAGCAAUAAAUUCAUUUAAUUUAUCGUCAACAAAACGAUUAGAACUAUUGACAAGCGAACAACAACAGUGA
Rotaria socialis is the source of this 2823-nucleotide messenger RNA. The record is from the annotation of a GenBank genome assembly. Lineage: Eukaryota; Metazoa; Rotifera; Eurotatoria; Philodinida; Philodinidae.